Molecule: messenger RNA, 4807 nt
Organism: Sphaerodactylus townsendi
Lineage: Eukaryota; Metazoa; Chordata; Lepidosauria; Squamata; Sphaerodactylidae
Gene: ESYT3
Product: extended synaptotagmin 3
Exons: 23
Coding region: 22-2679 (885 amino acids)
Biological process (GO): lipid transport
Molecular function (GO): lipid binding
Source: RefSeq, a predicted model, not a curated record
GCGCCCAGCCCGUCCCGUCCCAUGAGAGCGGCGCCUCCCGAUGGGGGGCAGCGCGGUGCUGACCCUUGGCCGGACAAACCGGAGUCCGGCGGGGGGGAGUUGCUGCGCCUCUUGUCCGAGCUGAAGCCGCCCUCUUUUCUGCUGCGAGACCUGGGCUCGUACGUGGCGCGGCUGCUGCUGCACCUGGCGCCCGUGUACCUGGCCGGCUACCUGGGGCUCAGUACCAGCUGGGUGCUGAUCGGCUUGCUGGUCUGGAUAUGGUGGCGGAGGAACCGGCGAGGGAAGCAGUCCCGGCUGCUGGCCGCUUUCGGGCUUCUGGAGGACGAGAAGCAAGCCAUCAGCCAGGGCAUCGCCUUGCAGCAGCUGCCUGCCUGGGUUCACUUCCCUGAUGUUGAACGGGUAGAAUGGCUGAACAAGGUUCUCGAGCAGGCUUGGCCAUAUUUUGGAGCCAUUAUGGAAAAAACAUUUAAAGAUGUUGUUGAACCAAAAAUCAGAUCAAAGAAUGUUCAUCUGAAAACUUGUACAUUCACCAAAGUCCAUAUUGGAGAGAAGUGUCCUAAAAUCAAAGGAGUAAAGGCCUAUACCAAGGAAGUCGAUAGAAGACAAGUGAUCUUGGACUUGCAAAUAUGUUAUAUAGGGGACUGUGAAAUUAACAUGGAAGUGUCAAAGUUCAAAGUAGGAGUGAAAGGAAUACAGCUACAUGGAACACUACGACUGAUACUGGAACCCCUGAUGACUGAGGCACCUUUCUUUGGAGCUGUAACCAUAUUUUUCAUCCAGAAACCUCAUUUGGAAAUCAGCUGGGCAGGACUGACAAACCUGUUAGAUGCUCCAGGCAUUAGUGUACUAUCUGAUUCCUUAAUCCAAGAUCUGAUAGCCUCACGCUUGGUGUUGCCGAACAGGAUUACUAUACCACUGAAAAAGAAUAUUAAUGUGGCUUCCUUGCGGUUCCCUAUUCCAUAUGGAGUAGUAAGAGUGCAUCUGUUAGAAGCUGAGAAACUGGUCCAGAAAGAUCACUUCCUUGGGGCAAUCCGGGGAAAGUCGGACCCUUACGCCCUUCUUCGGGUCGGCUUGAUGCAGUUCCGAAGCAAGACCAUUCAAAGAAACCUGAAUCCCGUCUGGAAUGAAACCUUUGAGUUUGUUGUCUAUGAAGUGCCUGGUCAGGAUUUGGAGAUAGACUUGUAUGAUGAAGACCCAGAUAAAGAUGACUUCUUGGGCAGCUUGCUCAUAAACCUUGCAGAUGUGAUGAAAGACAAAGUUGUUGACGAGUGGUUCCCCUUGAGCAAGACAGCAAGUGGGCAUGUGCAUUUGAAGCUUGAUUGGUUUUCUUUGGUGACUGAUCAAGAGAAACUGUGUGAGGACAAGAAUGGUCUUGCAUCAGCAAUUCUCAUAGUGUAUUUGGAUUGUGCUUUCAAUCUUCCUAAAAAUCAAUUUGAGUAUUCCAAUGGUGAAUAUGGAGUGAAGAAAUACAGAACCCCCCGGUACCUCAAGAAGGUGGAGCGAGAACCUUGUUCGUUUGUCCAGCUCACGGUGGGCAGCAAAACUCAGAAGAGCAAGACUUGCAAUUUCACCAAGGAUCCCGUGUGGGGUCAGGCAUUCACAUUCUUGGUCCACAGUGCUCCGUCAGAGUCGCUUCAUCUGGAGAUAAAAGAUAAGGAUCGGGAGAAUGCUCUGGGGAUCUUGGUGUUUUCUCUUGCCAACUUGCUAAGAAAUCCUGAGAUGACACAAGAGCAAAAAUUCCAGCUGGAUCAUUCUGGCUCAGACAGUUUUAUUAAGAUGAAACUUGUGUUGAGGGCUUUAAGCAUAGAGCAGCCUGAUCCAGAAAACACAUAUACUGGUGUUAAUGCCUUAAAGCACGUUCCUAUCCCUGCCACAGAGGAGGAGGGAAAUGAAGGCAAGAUGCAGCUGCCGCCACCACGACCACCACCUCUACCACCACCUCCAUCAAGAACCGAAGGGCCCAAACCACCCCAAGGGAGGAGAGACUUGAGAGUGCCUGAAUUCACACCGGAGAUCGGUGCUAACCUGAAUAUAACUGCGAACCAGCCUCUCGUGAUAGAGCAUGCGGCUGCAAUUAAUGAACAGCCACGCCUGCGGGGUCUGCACCCCAGAUCCUUGGUGCCUCCACAGCCCAUUUCAACAGCCCCGACAUUACCAGCCCUGCAAAGACUUCGGGGUGCCCCCAGCAUUGCAUCUCUGGGCUCCCUGGGAUCUUCAAACUUUGAUAUAACUUGUAGCAAUCUGGACCUUUAUCACGACUCAUAUCUUGCUGGAGUGUCCAUGGGAGAAAUCCACCUCACUGUGCGCUAUGCCUCCAUAAGGCAGGCUCUCAUUGUCCUGGUUAAUGGAUGCAGAAAGUUAAUGCCAUGCUCUCAGUACGGUGCACAUCCAUACGUCCGUAUCUACUUGCUCCCAGACAAAAGAUGGAACAUGAGAAAGAGGACUUCUGUCAAAAGAAGAACAUUAAGUCCCCAAUAUGAUGAGAAAUUUGAAUUUUUUGAAACUUUGGAAGAUGUUAAGAAGCGAGCCUUAGAUGUUGCAGUAAAAAACAGAAGGUCAUUUCUUUCACAUGAGAGAAAGGAACUUGGAAGGGUGCUGAUUGACUUGUCAAAAGAAGACUUAGUCAAGGGCUUCUCACAAUGGUAUGAGCUGACAAUCAAUGGUCUUCCCCGAAGAUAAUACUUGGAACCUGAACAAGUGUACAUAUGUAUAUUUUAAACUUCAGAACUAAAUAAUGUGAACCUGUAUGUAGAUUUUUAUGUAUUUUAGGUAUUAAAUUAUUUGAGAAGACAUUGGAAGAACACAUAGAUGUCCCUAUCCAGUAACCUUGCACACUUAUUCUUGUUUUUCUUAGCAGUCAAUCUGUUACCAUCCAUGGGUUCGGCAUCUCUUCCCUUGAAUUGCUACAUUUAUUUCUUGCAUAUGUGCUUUAAAAACCAGAAUUUUGAGCAAAAGUACAUCAUAGGGCUAUGCUCUCCUUUUCUCUUUGAUUGCACAUGCACAAAGGGGUUUGGCAUGUGUGAGAACUGCCGUUAUGAGCCAUGUGGAAAAAUAUCUUCCGCUCUGAGGCUCAUCCCAAUAUCUGCUGGAGAGAAGUCGAUGGGGUGGGGGCCUUUUUGCUAGCAUGUCUGCACUGGCCAAUGGGGGCGUUCCUAAGCUGAAAGGGCUCAAGAAGCUGACUAAAGCCAGAUCUACCCCUGGGAACACAGCUUUCACCACUGCAGCUGUGUUGGUGCUAUGUUGGUGCCUGGACAUCAGACUGAUGUGCAGUUCCCCAACACCAGCUGGCGUAAGGGGCGUAUAUGUAGGCACUGGGAUCACGCUGCCUUUUCAGCAGUUUUGGGGGCCCCUUAGAGUGUACUGUAGUCAUGUAAGUGUCUCUAAUAAACCAAGAACAAUUAAGUAGGCCGGCAGGGACACUCUGCAAUAGUCCUACCAGAAUCAAAAGUCAAUAAUACCCAACUCCCCUUUAAAAAAAUCAAAUUUCCACAAAAUAAACAUAGUAAAGAUGGAGGCAUGUUGGAUAUCAGGAGACAUUUUUAAAAAGAGAGCCAAACACAAGUGGAUUCUGCAUGGGCUAAAAACAGGUGUGAAAAGAGUGUAAAAGGGUUAAAAUGGUGUAAAAGGGUUUUCAUACUGCUGUUUUUGGCCCAUGCUGAAUCUGCUGAAGGGAAGAAGUAGUGAAGGUUGAAUUGCUCAGAAGAGCUAUGAGUGAACCUAAGCCUUAUGAUCACACAAGGAAUCAAAUGGCUAUGGCAACGUCUUUUUUGGGAGACAGAGAAAGAACAAGGCACCAAUAGAUGCAAACAAGAUGGCCAGUGAUGGCUACUGGGCCUUCUUACAGAAAUAUUACCAUCAACCAAAUGUUAAAGCUUUAAAAUUUGCUGACACAAGGGAUACAAAAUUCCAUUACUGUUGUGGGGGAAUAACACAGAGCAGAACUAUCCCACGGUCAGUGGAAAGUUGGCAGGACCAGUGAAAGCACAGGAAACUUUGACAUGUGAAUAUAUACAAUUCAAGUUCAAUUUUUGGAAAAAGACAGGGGUAAAAGUGAUCCCAAAAGAACUAUGAGAGAAAUAAACCAGAAAUGGCUGCCAAGAAUAAGCAGAAUAAGUAAGGGAAAACUAUGCAGAAAAUCCCUUAGAUGAACUUCAACCAAAACGGAAAACAAAUUUUUUUGUUAAAAAGUUUUCAUAUUUAUUAUUAUAUUCUCAUCAGAUUGCAGAAAUCCUCUCUAAAUUUCACUCUAAUAUCGUCAGACACCACUCACUUUGGGGAAGUGUUGCCCUUCAAGUGUGCCAUGAACAAGAGUGACCUUCAGUUAUAUUAUCUAGGGUAAAAGAAGCUCAGGAACUUCCUUAUCAAGUCCUGUUUCAUGCACAUUAACAGAACAGUUAAGUAUUGCCUGUUUUCCUGAGCUAAAUUUCUUCACUAUCCAAGAUUAAGCGUCACCCCAACACACAAGCAGGAUGCAGUUUCCCAGGGGAGCUAGUAAUACUCGCUUCCUGAGUUGUACCCUCAUGCCUGUUUGAAGGGUUCCUGAUCUUUAGGACUGGUUUUCUGAGCAAUGAAAAGCGAGAAAGGCAGAGGGAUAGAAAAACCUAAUAUAUAUGCAGCCCCCAGAGGCUGGCUGCUGUUAUCCUAUGCUUUACAACCCAAGAACGCUUUAAACCCAUUUUUAAGGCAUCUCAUUGUUGCUGAAAGACUAUUGUUUUGAAAUUUCUUGUUUUUUAAUAAACAUCUUUUAAAAUGGGGCAUCAGCUGUGUUAAUCUUGUCAAUUAGAUAAUGCUCUGUAAGUAUAGCUUU